Messenger RNA from Didymodactylos carnosus, 780 nucleotides. The record is from the annotation of a GenBank genome assembly. Lineage: Eukaryota; Metazoa; Rotifera; Eurotatoria; Philodinida; Philodinidae.
AUGGGUGCAAGCGGUGUUGGGAAAUCUCAGUAUAUUGAUGCGGUUGAUAGCGCUGCAAACAAGGUUUCAAAUACGCUUCAAAUGAUACGUCGAUCUGGUGGCUUGGAUUUUAAUGUACCGAGUCAGGUGACGAUGAGUGAUAGCAGUCUCUAUCCGUCUAAAUUGAAAAAGAAGAAUGAUAGUGCCAAUGAUAAUGCCUGUAGAAGCGUAUCGAAACCGUUGAAACCGGAGCAAGUGUUCACUCAUGCAGCGCUUAUGAUUGCUCUUGGUGAGCGUUCGCUGUUAUUGAUCAGUCAUGAGGGUGAAUCUUGCAUGAAAGAAAUCGAAUUUUUCAAUUUCACGAACACAAAAGGCGAUGGACCUCAUGGAACGAUGAUACAGGGAUUCGACGGUUUCAAAGAUUAUUCAAAAGAGACCAAAAACUAUAAUGUGGCUAUCGAGAAUAAAAUCAUCACGGUGCUCGUCGCUUCUACAGGGAAAAAGUGGAAUGAGUUGCUGCAAUAUUAUAAUUCGAAUACAGCUGCCGGAGGCUUUUACGAACGUUUUAUGGUGGUUGUCGUUGAUGAUGCGGUGCGUCGUGAGCGUUUUCAGGCGUUGGAGUCGCUGGAGGACAUGAAUACGAGCCUUAUGGAAAAGUUUCUGGCUGAGGGCGUUGUGAAGAGAGCUGAUGAAAAGCAAUUUUCAAUAGCUCAGUUGUUUAUGGUUCGUUACUGUCUUGGUUUUCGAUACUAUAAAAAAUCAAUGGAGGCGUACAUAUUGCUUGGACAAAUAUCCGAAUGA